CUGGCCUCACGGCGGACGAUUGCCGUAUUUCCGCCCUCAUGCGAGGAGCUCCCGGACCCGAUUAACGAUUUCUGCUCAAUUCGUUUUACAGGGUCAGCUUCCCUUUUUGAGAGGUAUUUGCAAUUAGCUGCAGCAUCCGGUCCCAGGGUCACGCACAGCGCUGGAUAUAACUACUGCAGUGGGCUUUAUGAAUGGUACACUGGUAACCCAAACGCAGCUCUACAGUUGUUCAACCGGGCCAAGAAAGACCCUGAAUGGGGCGAGAGAGCAAUAUGUCACAUGAUCGACAUCUGCCUGAACCCGGAUAACGAAAUCAUUGGCGGAGAAUUGGCCGAACCGAUUGCUGUUAACGACUUUGGGAUUAAGCCUGGAAUUGAUUAUAAGUACAGUAUAAUGGAAAAUUUCAUUCUGCUGGCGACUAAAGAAAAAAACAACAUAGAAAAAGCGCUAAAUAACUUUACGAAAUUAGCAAACCAGGGAACUACAAACGUGACGUAUCUACUUGAGAAACAAAUACCAAAGUCGAAGAUAUACUUAAAGAAAAUUGUUUCGCAGCCAUGGAACUUUGAAGACGCUGAUUACUUGGAGCAGUGCUGGCUCCUCUUGGCUGAUGUAUACAUCGCUCAGGGAAAAUAUGACCUGGCGAAGGAUCUGCUAAAAAACUGCCUCCAACAUAACGCUUCUUGCUCCAAGGCAUACGAAAAUCUUGGCCUCAUUGCUGAAAAGGAGUUGAAUUGGCCAGAAGCUGUCUCCAACUACGAAAAUGCCUGGAAACUGAGCAAGCAACGAAAUCUUACAUAUGGCUAUAAACUUGCGUACAACUACCUGAAAUGCAACCGAUACGUAGACGCGAUCGAUAUCUGCCACGUUAUUCUCCGAGUGUAUCCAGAUUAUCCGAAAAUUCGGCAAGAGAUACUGGCGAAAGCUCGUUCAUAUAUUCGAAUAUAA
Messenger RNA from Soboliphyme baturini, 948 nucleotides. The record is from the annotation of a GenBank genome assembly. NCBI's taxonomy places the organism in Eukaryota, Metazoa, Nematoda, Enoplea, Dioctophymatida, Soboliphymatidae.